AAAAAAAUGAGACGAAAAGAAAAACAAUGCAAAGCAGGGGCUUUGCUGAACUGUAGCUGUGCCUAUCGACUGUGAACCCAAGGCCUGUUGGAUAAGAAAUGACUGUUCACCAAAUAGUAACCACUUGCAGGGGAAACAACUCUACCUUGAUCUUGCGUGUUUGAUAUCAGAAAACAGGAAGUUGUUAAAAGACAGAAAAUGGCUACCUUAACAAAACAUGAGCAAAAGCAAUCUUUACAACAGGCAGCAAUACGGCAAAAGAAGAAGGCUGUGAAAUCUGUUUUGAUAACCCCUUUCAAGACACAAUGGCCUAAAAUUCCAGUUGAAGAUCAACAGAAGAUUCUGGACGAUCUGACGAGCAUUCUUCUGCCAGUAUACCACGAGAAGAAGGAAAUGAACCAGAAAUCCAAGCAGACAGACAUGAAAAACAUCGCUAAAAGGAAGGCCAUGCAAAACCAACUGAUGGUAAAUGUUUCUUCAAGGAUUUCAUUUCUUCAGUGAAAGCACCACAGAUUAACAUACCAUUUAUGACCAACUAUGUGGCUCAGCAUUCAAAUAUACUGACAAAAGUGAAUGCCAAUAAAACUAGUGUCUCUCUGCCCGAAAUCCAACGUGGUAAUUUGAAACCUUCAUCUAAGGGUUCACUCACUAAAGAUGAGUCCAUGGAGUUGUGUCCAGCUUCAUCUCCUUCACCAUCCCAGAUUUCUAGUACUGCUGCCAAGGAUGGAUUUUCUCACUUCUAUGUGAGAACGUCUGUAAAAGAGUCAGUAAAAAGCUCAGAACAGAAGUCUUUUGAUCCUAGCCUUGAUUUCAUUUUUCUUGGAGAUGAUGAUGAUGAUGAUGAUGAUGAUGAUGAUGAUGAUGACAAUGAAGUAUUACAGAUGAUGCUUUGUUUCCGGAACCGAGACAGCAAUUUUAAAAACACAAAAUGGGAGGAAAUUUUUGCUCCGAAAUUUAUGUCUGAUCGUUUAUAUAAUGUGACCACAAAGAAAGAUGAUGUGAAAAAGCUCCAUGCAAAGGAUGAGAAGAAGAAGAAGGAAAAGAAGGGACUGAGUAAAAAGGAUAAAAUGGUAAAGAAGAAGAAACUUAAGGGUAAGAGUAAGGCUAUCAAAAAGAAAGGACAGUCUCUAAUAGAGUACAAAGACACUAACAUUAGACGGAUUAAAGGGAACAGUGACAGGAAACUGAAGAAAAGUAAAAAAAAUCUCUAAAAAAACUCUUGCAAUUAGUACAGACUGUAAAACAAAGGAAAAAACAAAUAAAAAUAAAAAUAAAGAUACCAAACAGUAAUAAACGAUGAUGAUAAUAAAAAUAAUAAUAA
Molecule: messenger RNA, 1321 nt
Organism: Octopus bimaculoides (California two-spot octopus)
Lineage: Eukaryota; Metazoa; Mollusca; Cephalopoda; Octopoda; Octopodidae
Biological process (GO): tRNA 5'-leader removal
Cellular component (GO): ribonuclease MRP complex; nucleolar ribonuclease P complex; fibrillar center
Molecular function (GO): ribonuclease P RNA binding; ribonuclease P activity
Source: RefSeq, a predicted model, not a curated record